This is a messenger RNA of Oncorhynchus nerka (sockeye salmon), 403 nucleotides long. RefSeq names its product RNA binding protein fox-1 homolog 1-like. Gene Ontology annotation, molecular function: mRNA binding. NCBI's taxonomy places the organism in Eukaryota, Metazoa, Chordata, Actinopteri, Salmoniformes, Salmonidae. The annotation marks the transcript as partial. Gene Ontology annotation, biological process: regulation of alternative mRNA splicing, via spliceosome; nervous system development. The transcript is spliced from 2 exons. The record is from RefSeq and is a predicted model, not a curated record. Gene Ontology annotation, cellular component: cytoplasm; nucleus.
CACACACGGGGAACAGCGCCCCAUCCAUAAUUGAUGCUAGCUGUGGGCAGGCAGAUGCUGGAGGCAGGAGGAAGAAGGGAGGAAGAAGGGAGGGAAGGAGGGAGAGCAGCUGGAUGUGUUUAUGGAGGAGAAAGAGGAAGGAAAGAUGGUGGAGCAGGGUAACCAGGAGGCCCCUCCCCCUCCAGACUCCAGGACUCAGCCGUACCCCUCCGCCCAAUUUGCCCCCCCUCAGAACGGCCUGCCCGCUGAGUUCAGCGCCUCACACCCUCACCCUGCGCCCCCCGACUACACAGGACAGCCCCCCGUCAGCGAACACCCCCUAAACAUGUACCCCACUUCACAGAACCACAGUGAACAGAGUGGACAGGACACCAGCAUACAGACCGUCUCAGCCACAGCCACA